UGAUAUAUGCAGCGAGACGAUGAAAACAGGAAAAGCAGUCAAUUUUUGCCCAGAAGAUGUAGAGUCUAUGCGGCUAAGAUCAAAGGAAAAAAUGUGUGAAGAUAUGCAUGAUUCUUGUACCGAAGACCCGUUGGUGUAUCAUUGUGUGCGGUUUGGAAAUAGACUCAUCGAAGUGUGUGCUCCAAGGAAUUUUAUCACAGGAAACUGUUGUGUACAGUUCAACGAGGGAGUGGGUCGUAUUGUAGAGGAUUAUAACGUACCUUGUUCAGAGUGUCCUUUUCAUUACUAUUCGAAUGAAUCAUUAACAUAUCAAACCUGUUUUCAAUCAAUUAAAUCAAUGGCUAUUCUCGAGAAUUCUAUCGAAUCAACAUUUGUGGUAACUUCCAAAUCUUUAACAACUGCUGAACCCUCACCCAGAUCUAUGUCUUCAUCUCCAUCACGUAAUAGAACAAAAUGCAGGUCUGCAUCAGGACGCCAUAAACGCCAACCCAAUAAAAAUUGUAAAGUUUCAACAACUAAUGCAUAUGCUAUUCAAUCGAAUAAAACAACCAAAGCUAGCAAUAACAAUACAAGGCCUAUGGGUGAUGCAGAUUUUACCAUCAUGAUGGUUUUAGUUGUUGUGGCGGUGUUGAUUAUUAUUGGAAUCGGUACAGUGUUGCUAAAUUUUAAAGGUAUUCCUAAACAUAAAUUGUUUUUGAAGAAUUAUAAAACAGAUCAACCCAAGUCUGAAAGAAGCAGAGAGAGUCCCAGACGUAAAGACAACUAUUACAUACCAGCAAGGAACGACGAACCAGAGUAAAGUCCAACUUAAAAAGUUCUGCAAUUUAAAAAUAAUAUGUAAAAAUAAUGUGGUGGAUGUAGAAUCUGGAAUUGUUGAUAUCAUGGGACGUCUUUUAACAUCCAAUGCUGCAAAAAGCCAAAAGCUUGGAACCCCAAGUUUUAUUUUUAAUUUCAUUUUUACAACCCAUAAUGAAGCAAUAAUUAUAUUUAUAAGGUUUUUUUUUACUUUAAAACAUGUACAUUAUACAUAAAAGUACAAGGGACAAAUAUUUUUUUAUUAAUAUCUGUUUCUUAUCAACACCUAAUAUAGACUUUGCUAUCGACAUUUAGUCUUAACAAGCGUGAUUCCUAUAGCAUUGUUUUCUUACUCUUCGUGUUAACAAGGUAUUAUUAUACAGUUAUGGACUUCAGUGUAGGUCGAUAUUUGGUUAUAAGGACUCCUGGCAAUUGAUAUUGACCAAAGACACAGAGGUUGAUAGCGACCGAGCCUGUGAGGUCCCUAUGAUUUUCUGUGUCUGAGGUCAAUAUGAAUUGCCAGAGUCCUUAUAACCACAUAUUGACCGUUCACUGAAGACCAUAAAAGUUAUAUUAUAUAAUCUCUCAAAGUUAAUAAACUAACACAGCACUUACACGUACUAAACAGACUUGGCUUGGCUGUAAUUACGUUACAGUGUUAAAAACACGCUUCUCAUACUAUGUCGCCACAUUUAACGUAACUUCAGUGCAACCGAACCCUGUGUCGUGCGUUAUCAUUUUCCGCCCAGGCACUUUCGCAUCGUUAUCACAAAAGGAGGAAUAUCAUGUGACGUCCCUUCAGCCGAUGAAAAUAACGAAAAUAAUCUUCUUAUAAAUAUAUACUUGUCAAAAUUUCUAAGUCCCCACUUUUAGGUUUUCCAAAAGUUCAAAACCUUAAUUUCAAUGUAUUAGUUACUUAGGAUUUUGCCUUUAAUUUGCAAUACUCACCUGUCAAUGCCAAAAAAAAUUUAAUCGAAUGUGAAAUAACUCGACCGUGACCGUUUUUGUUAAAAAGCAUGAAGUUCGAGUUCCAUAUGUUUUUUUAGGGUGUAUUCUUCAUAUUUAUUACUUCCAUGUGUUCUCCAUCUUUAAUUGAUAACGAAAAACAGAAAAAAAGUUUGAUUAAAAUGCGGUGUUUGUCCACACAUCAAUGUAAAAGUAAAGUUGAAAUGACCAAAGCUGGUCGUAGUUAACGAGAGUUCUGUUUCCUUUCACUGUAUGACUUUAUUUUACUUAAAACCUUUAUAAUUAUCGCCCCAAAAACCUACAAAACAUACCUGAAUUCCUUCUAAUCAUUAGAAAUCGCUAGUUUUCAACAAACACAACAAAAUCAUCCUAGAGUUUUACCCGGAAAAAUAAAUGGAACAGGAACCGGAAUUGCCCUCCCCUCAAUGUCAAACUGGAGGAGUGGGGUACACAUGUAAUAAGACAUUAUUAACUUUUGUUAGCAUGGCACAGGCACUUUCGGCAAGCCCCCUUGUCAUCCUAAUCUCAGCCCUAAUUAACAUGCAUGGAAGAAGAUAAACCGGAGUUUGAGACAGCUUUUCCAGCAGCAGAAUCUAGUGGAACUAGAGGACGACCUUGUCUCCUCUUAGAUAAGCAUUCAAUAAUUUUUUUUUCUUAAAUAGUGUGAACUCUUUGAGGAACGGUUGUCUUGCUUUGAAUUCGUUUGAAUGGAGGAUAAUGCAGCAUUUAAUGUUGUGAAUUUUUAAUUCUAGGGUACCUUUACAUUUCUGCAUAUUGUGUUAAAGUGCUUCAAUAAAAUAAAUUAAGUGAGAAAAAAUUGUAUUGUUACUUUUUUAUUCUGUAAACUUAUUAAAUUAUACUGUUAAAAUAAUUCAAUAUUAAAUCGGUGUAAAGCAAUAACUUGCCCGGGGACUUAAAAUUUUUGACUAGUAUAUGUAAUUAAUGCAUAUCACCUAUUGCAUAUUCAAAGUUUAUAUCAAUUUAUCAACAACCUUCAAUGAUAAACGUGAUGACUUCAGCUUUUCAACCGUCAGCUUCCGUACUUAUGCAUCGAUAUACCUUCAUCACCUACAUACAGAGUUUGUAUAGCUUAGUUUAUUCGAUAAGCAAGCAAGAGAAUUCUCUACCUAUACACAAUUUUUAAACAGAGGUAAAUUAUUUUAAUAUAUAUCAGGUGGACUUUAGAAUAUUGCAUUAUUACUCAUAGGCUUGCCUAGUGUUGUAUAGUGUUUUAAA
Molecule: messenger RNA, 2997 nt
Organism: Saccostrea cuccullata (small rock oyster)
Lineage: Eukaryota; Metazoa; Mollusca; Bivalvia; Ostreida; Ostreidae
Exons: 6
Coding region: 20-799 (259 amino acids)
Source: RefSeq, a predicted model, not a curated record